GGAGCAGACGCGGGGCCGGUCGGGUCACGGCGGGUCAGUCAGACGGUGACAUCGGAGGGGUCGAGGGAGGGGCGGCAGCCAGCGGCGUUCUUCGCUCUCCGAUCUUUGACGGGAAGAAUCGUUUUACUGGCCGGCGAUGCGCCGUCCCCGGGUCAGCCAGCCGGCCCCCGCGGCUGCCAAGGGCCCGCCGGAUCCCGAGUGGGGCCUGAUCGACUCCAGUCUGGUGAUGUUGGUCAGCAUCAGCCUGGGCUUCAACUGGGCGCGCUGGUUCUGCGAGGGCGCCGAGGACGGCUGGCAGUUCAGCUGGCCGCUGCAGCUGGCGCUCUGCUGGUCGGCCUGGCCGCUGCGCAAACACCUGCCGCUGCCGGUGCUGGGCGUGCCGCUGGAGCGCGGCUACUCGCUGGCGGCGGCGCUGCUGCCGGCGCGCCCGCUCCGCUGGCUCUGUCCCGACCUGUGGCUGGCCCUGCUGCUGCUCUAUCGACUCGGACUGGCCAUGCCGCCUCUGAUGGCCGCCCGCAUCACCGAGCUGAGAUCGGCCACCAUGCAGUGCCUCCCAGAAAACUGGCAGCCCGACCAGCAAAUAGUCACCACUGUCGUCAAAAUUUAACGACCAACACCGGCGCUGGACCGACUAACACCGACAAGAGGCAGCUACUGUGCGCUUCGCCUGCCGCUCAGGAGCGGUGCAGCGAUACGCAUCUGAUCUCGACACUCCUUCAAAUGUCUUUCUCCGAUCUCAUCGUUUGAUCUCACCCGUCGUUUGGUUUGGCAUCAAUGCGUUGGUUCGCUUAUUUUACUCAUCACUUUUAUUAACAUUGACUGCUUUUUAUUCGUUUUAGACCACUGUUUUGGCGACUUUGUUAUUUCUGGCUUGUUUUACCUAUGCUUUUGGCACCGUUCCAGACAAAUCGUCUGUGAUCAUUGACGAAGCUGAAUAAAAAACUAAGCUUC
Amphibalanus amphitrite is the source of this 951-nucleotide messenger RNA. RefSeq lists its product as uncharacterized. The transcript has 2 exons. The record is from RefSeq and is a predicted model, not a curated record. NCBI's taxonomy places the organism in Eukaryota, Metazoa, Arthropoda, Thecostraca, Balanomorpha, Balanidae. Bases 137 to 607 code for a protein of 156 amino acids.